Messenger RNA from Paramuricea clavata, 720 nucleotides. The record is from the annotation of a GenBank genome assembly. Lineage: Eukaryota; Metazoa; Cnidaria; Anthozoa; Malacalcyonacea; Plexauridae.
AUGGAUACCUUGAACACGGUCGUUAAGGAAUGCAUGCAUGUGGCCACCGUGCUUGGACAACAGUACACUAUUAUCACCGUAGAUCAAGCACUGUACUGCAAAUUAGUCGAGUUGAAAUGGGCAAUUCCAGAAUAUCGAGAGAAACUUGUCGUACAACUCGGCGGUCUCCAUAUAUCUAUGUGUUUUCUUAAGACCAUUGGAGAUCAUAUGAAGCGAUCAGGCCUUGUUGACUCAUGGAUAGAGAGUGGUCUCCUAGGACCAAAUGCUGCUGAGACUGUGAUGAACGGCAAGGCGUAUAAAAGAGCAAUGCGUGCGCAUAAGAUAACACUGGAAGCCCUAUGGCGCCUGUUGGUCCCGCUGUUACUCAAGUUUUGCAAAACGAUCAAUGUUGAUCUUGCACUGCAGAUUUCGCGUCUUUUGUCGUCAGAACAGAAUGUUAAUGAUUUGAUUACAUGUUUGAAGUGGCCACAAUUUCAAACGGUGUACGACGAGUUCUUAACGCAGAAGUGUCAGGAAAAUGUCAAUUUUCAGUUCUGGUGGAGCUAUAUGGAGAUGAUAUUUAUCCUACUCGAUUUUACCCGUGCGCAGCGGGAGAGAGAUCGGGAGUUGUAUCUAGACAGCUUCCGUGCCAUGCUUCCAUACUUUUUCAUGUACGACCACCUGAAUUAUGCCAAGUGGGGGGUCGAUAUUUAUCGCCGAGAUGGAACAAUUGCCGUAUGA